AUGGAUUCCCUCAACUCCUUAUGCAUUCUUACUUUCUUUUUCAAGGGUCACACAAAUAGGACAAAGCCAUUGAUCCCACCAGGACUGGCAAUGCUAAUGCAGUUCUGUGCAGAUUACACUACCAUCAAUCUGAAGGAUAUGGCUCAGUACUACAGGUCAUCAGAAUGGAAUUUGCGCAACCUCUCCAAGUCAAUUGGGACACAGCAGGGGUCCUUCAGCGUGUUUGCUCCCUUGCAAGAUGGUUAUGGAGUAUUCAACAUUGAGGUUGGUGUGCGCAUUUCUACACUUGAAUGGAAACGGCAUCUGUGGGACUUUCUCCUGCAUUUGACCAUGGAGCCCGCCUACACCACAGACGAGCUUUACCAACUUUUGGAAGAUGCUGGUGGUACCAUGGAAGUGAAAAUGUUGAGUGGCUUCCAUACCACAUUUGCUUUGGACGACGAAGGGGAGCUGACCAUUGAUGGAGCCAGGCUGCUGAAACCAUAUGACAUGAAAGGUGUUGAUGGGUACAUCCAUCUUGUUGAGCAAGUGCCCUUGCCUCCUUCUGUGCUCUACACUAUCUAUGACCAAACCCAGCAGAACCCAGACAUGACCACAGUCACAAGACUCAUUGACACAGUUCAGUUGGGCGUCUUCAUUGACAAUCUGUUGCCUGUGACAUUCUUUUCUGCUGUCAACAGUGCUUGGGAUAUCAUCAUUCCUUCACUCGAGAUAGAGGAUGUGCUGAAGAACAUGAUGUUUGAGUUGUUGUGGUUUGAUGACUACUUGGCAGACAUGGAUGGACAACAAAUCACUUCAGUCAAUGGGAAGAAGUGGAAUGUUCAGGUAUUUGAUGACCCUGAUGGAGAACCAUUGCAUUAUGAUCCUGAGCGGUCACCUGUGAGGAUCUACAUCAGCAAUGCUGAUGGUCCAGAAGGGUUGACCAACUGCACUUUCAUGUAUGGCCCAAAUAGAACAAACAUCCUUGCAAGAACAGGAGUCAUCCACCACAUGGACUGCCUCCUUCUCGACUACAACUACUCCAAGGUGGACCAGGAGGCGCCAACAUUUGCACCAGUGCAAGUAACUUCCUCUCCAUCAAUAAAUGCUGGAAAAUGCGUUGAUGAUAGCUGUCCAUGUGGUGAAUUCUUUGCAGAGGAGUGGGGAACCUGUGUUGAAUUGACAUGUUGGAAUUGGCACAUACACAAGAAUGACGAUACUUUUGCCUUGAGCGAUACGAACCCUUGCCAAGACGAGUUUCACUUUUGUGGAGGCGAUGGAAGCUGCCACCCCUUUAGUUGUGAGAACUGGUAUCGAUAUGGAGCUGGCUUCUCAAUGGACAAUAGUCCGGAUGAUCUGAUUUGUGGUGAUUAUGUCACCCUGAUUGACGAUUUACACUCCGUUAGCUUUGGUUGCCGUCCCUACUUGCCAGGCAGAAUGAUACCGCAGAGAAGAAAUGAAGUCUUUUUCUUCAACGAAGAGUGUAUUGCUGCUGCUGACGGUCAGGAGUUUCGAUGCUACCAAAACAAGGUGGGUACAAACUACGAUGACUUCUUGCGGGAAGCGGCUCGUCUACAACAAGAUUCGUGCGACCGGGAGAUGUACGACGUGGAUCUUCCUCAAUAUUGGUACACUGCUGUAGUUGCGCAAGGGCGCGACAGUGGCGGCAGCACAACACAUCAACGGACUCUCUCUGGGCCGACCUUUGAUGGGGAGAAGGCUGACAUGACCAUGUAUGCCAUCACGGUAACAGUGCCCUCGUCGACGACACCGCCGCCCGCAGAUCCCGUCGGUCGGUGCCUGCGCCAGUUCAACGCUGCAGAGCGAUGCGUCAUCGAGUCGCAGUGCGAGGAUGCAUGCAACAACAUCCUUGCGCUUACCAACGCAAAUAUUGGAAACGCGGCUCAAUCCAACGAUGGAGAACCUCCUUCUCUCGGCGACCUCGUGGAUGUGUUCGUAGACAUCUUCGAUAGUGUCUGCAAUCAAACCAAGACAUCGGUCUGCCAGAUGAGAGAAUGCUGCGCUGGUUCUUGUGUUCCACAGAUUGAUGAUUCCUUUGACUGUAUGAUAGACGCGGCAAGAAAAGAUUUUGAAUUGCAGCUAGCAGAUCUAAUACCCGAUGUUAGUCAGCCCAGCAUCGAAUGCAGCGUUACCGAUCAUGUCUGUCCCAGUGAAGACGAAGUCCCGGCAUCCAGUGAAGACGAAGUCCCGGCAUCCAAUGGCACCUCCGCGAACGAAACAAGUCCACAACAAACGCCUGCGACGCCGGCAAAUGCAACAAUCGUGCAAGUGAACACUACUUUUGACGUCUUCAACACUCGAGGUCUCAAAGCCGAGGACUUGCUGCUGCCUGAAAAUCGAGCCAUUCUCAUUCAGGCUCUGACUGACUUUAUCACGAACCUGGUGGAACAAAUUGAAGGCCAGAAUCAACAAACACGCCUUUUGCGCCUGCGCUCGCGAUAUUUGGCUGCGGUGUUGCUCCCCGGAAGCAGUCGGAUUGUGGAUAUCCGCGAUGUUGAAUGUCGUGCCGACGGCACAAUUCCCGAGAAUGCUACCUGUCAGAAUGUGUAUGGUCAGUACGACUUGAAGGUGGACGACAACGACGACAAGGAGUCUGUCUACAACACCUACCUGCAGGCCACGGAUGAUGCCAUUGAGCAGGGCAAAUUGCAAGAAAGCCUGGCUGCGGCGUCGCCAUCAUCGCCCAUUACUGUUGGCGGCCCCAUAGAACGAGAAUCUGCGUCGGCGGGAGGCUCCGAAACCAGCAUUCCAGUAAAUAUGAUUCAGGCGACUCAAGAGGAAGGGGAAGAAGACGAUGGCGAGAAGGGCGCUGCGUGGUGGGUGGUUCUUCUGAGUUGCCUGGCUGGCAUCUUUGGCUGUUGUGUUCUGGGCGUUGCCGGGUUGUACGUGAAGAAGCAACGGGAUCAGGAUGCCGACAAUGCAGAAAACGACGGCGUGCUGGAGGCGCCUGUCAAGCUGGCGCAAGAAGGGGAGAUGGCUCCGUUGGAAGGGGCUCCGGAGGAAGAAACGAACGAGGAUGCGCCAGGUAGCGACUCUAAUGACGACGAAUCCCGGGAAGAGUCACAUUCCAUUCAGGAUAACGAAGUCGGCGAAGAUGAGGCGUCGUCUCCCCUGGUUGCACGAGAAGCACCUCACGAUGCCCAGCCUUUACUCAGCGACGAUCCCAGUGCAUUCAUUGGUGCCGACGGAAACGAUCAAACGUCACCGUUGAUGGCGCAGCCAGCACCGAUCCGCGACCAACAGAGUGACUCAGACGACGACGACGAAGAGUGGGAGUAG
This is a messenger RNA of Seminavis robusta, 3279 nucleotides long. NCBI's taxonomy places the organism in Eukaryota, Bacillariophyta, Bacillariophyceae, Naviculales, Naviculaceae. The record is from the annotation of a GenBank genome assembly.